This is a messenger RNA of Pseudocercospora fijiensis CIRAD86, 2472 nucleotides long. RefSeq lists its product as uncharacterized. The coding region runs from base 1 to 2472 and encodes 823 amino acids. Lineage: Eukaryota; Fungi; Ascomycota; Dothideomycetes; Mycosphaerellales; Mycosphaerellaceae. Gene Ontology annotation, cellular component: membrane. Gene Ontology annotation, molecular function: carbohydrate:proton symporter activity; oxidoreductase activity. Gene Ontology annotation, biological process: transmembrane transport; carbohydrate transport. The record is from RefSeq and is a predicted model, not a curated record. The transcript has 7 exons.
AUGGCCGGCGGCUCCCUCCUCCUCACCACCGACGCAAAAAAAGACCCCACCGAAAUCUUUAAUCUCCGUCUCCUCUACCUGCUCAUCGCCGUCGCUUGGGCCGGCAUGUUCUACGGCUUCGACCAGGGAAACAUCGGCGGAAUCAUGGAAUUGCCUUCGUUUGAGACUUCGUUCGAUUUCCGCGAUGACACGCAGGCGCAGCGGGAUGAUAAGAAAGGUACGAUUGCGGCGAUGCUUGCUGCGGGGGGUUCGCUGGGGGCUUUGUUGGCGGCGCCUACUUCGGAUUUUUUGGGGAGGAAGUGGUCGGUUUUGACGUUUGGAUUGGUGUUUAUGGUGGGGGCGUCGUUGCAGAUGGUGCCGGAUUUUGAGGUUUUGUUGGCGGGGAGGUUUGUGGGAGGGUUGGGCGUUGGUGCGUGCUCGAUGCUCACGCCGCAAUUUUUGUCGGAGAAUGCUCCGAAGUCUGUGAGGGGGUCGAUGGUCUGCACUUAUAACCUCUGCAUCAUCGUGGCUUUGAUGAUCGCUUUCUGGUGGCAAACUGCAAUGGCCAUCCAACUCAUUCCAGGCGGACUUAUGUGUUUGAUGGUACCAUGGCUGUUGGAGACGCCACGAUAUCUGAUCCGCGUCGGUAAGAGCGAGAAAGGUCUUGCCAAUUUAUGCAAGCUCCGAGGCCUUCCAGCAGACCAUCCAUAUGUCCAGCUCGAGUACUCCGAGACGAGAAACCAGAUCGCCGCCGAACAGGAGAUUCACGCGGGCAACUCGUACUGGCAGAUCUUGAAGGACAUCUUUACCAUCCCGAGCAACUUUCAGAGAUUCUUUCUUGCUAUCAUGCUGUUCUUGUUUCACAAGUUGACCGGCACCGACUCGUUGAACUACUUCGCUCCGCGCAUCUUUCAGAUUAUCGGGGUGAGCGACGGUAACUCGUUGCUGACCACCGGCGUGUAUGGAGUGGUCAAGUUCGUUACCACGAUGCUCUAUGUGGGAUAUCUCGUCGAGCAUGUCGGACGUCGCCUGCCACUCAUCGUGGGUGCAACAAUUCAGGCGUCUUGCAUGCUGUAUCUCGCGUUGUAUGUCCGAUUUGGGCCAGAUGCAGAGUCCGUCAGCGGGGGCACACCGGCAGGCGGCAUAGUUGGAAUCAUUGCCAUCUACCUCUAUGCUUUUGGAUGGUCUUUCGGUCAUUCGGUAGCGUGCUAUGUGGUUGCUGCAGAGAUCUUUCCAGCUCGCAUACGAUCUUUCUGCAUGUCUUUCUGCUUCUUCACGAAUUGGAUCGUGAACUACGGCAUUACGAGAGCGACGCCAAACAUGAUCACGACCAUGGGCUGGGGCAUCUUCCUGAUGUACGCCGUCUUGACGUAUCUCGGCGUCGGCUUCGUCUGGCUAUGUCUCCCCGAGACUAAAGGCCGCUCCAUCGAGGCCAUGGAUGACCUGUUCAAGCACCCAUUGUGGAUGAUGUGGAAGUACGCGUACCCCAAGGAGGAGGACAAGGUCAGAAAGGACUCGCUGGGCUACGAGGCUAGGCAAGCAUUCGCGCUCAAUGGGACGAAUGGGGUUCAUCGCAAGGAAGGGGUCCGCUCGCACUUCACUCUCAAUACUGGGGCUAAGAUCGGAGCAGUAGGGUUUGGCACGUGGAAGGCAGCACCAGGAGAAGCUGCAAAAGCCGUCAAAGAAGCCUUCGCAGCAGGCUAUCGACAUUUCGAUUGUGCUCCACUCUACUUCAACGAAGCUGAAAUCGGCCAAGUCUUCAAAGCAGCGCCUAUUCCACGCUCGGAGUUCUUCGUCACAACAAAGCUCUGGUCCUCUGACCAUCAACGCGUUCAGCAAGCGCUAGAAAAGUCCUUGCGAGACCUCGGACUGGAUUACGUGGAUCUUUAUCUCAUGCAUUGGCCCGUCACCCUCAGUCCUGACACAGGCGCAGAGUACGGGAAAGAAGAUCGCAAAGUGCAUGUCGAAGGCUGGGAUUUUCGAGACACCUGGCGCGAGAUGGAGAAAUUGCUUGACACGGGCAAGGUGCGUGCCAUCGGCGUAGCGAAUUUCUCUACCGUGCACCUCGAGAAGUUACUCGAGACUGCAAAGGUCGUGCCGGCAGUCAAUCAGACCGAGAUUCAACCUCUGCUUCCACAGGACAAACUACACGCAUAUUGUUCGGCAAAAGGCAUUCAUCAGACGGCAUUCGGCCCACUCGGCGGUUCUGGAAGCACGCUGCACGAAGAGCCCGUUAUCGUUGAGAUGGCGAAGAAACGAGGUGUUGCGACCGGCAAUGUCAUGCUCAGCUGGGGCAUUGCGAAGGGUUGGUCCGUGAUUCCCAAAUCCAUCAAUCCAAAGCGUAUAGCUGCGAAUCUGAGAGAUAAUUUCGUGCCCAGCGCGGAAGAGAUGCAGGCAAUUGAUGAUUUGGCUAAGAAGCAAGGCAAGCGCUUCAAUCGUCCGGAUUGGGGAACGACAAUCUUUCAUGAUGAUGCGGAUGCAAAUGUAGCAUAG